CGCCCGCCCGCCUAGCCCUUCUCAUGGCCGAGGAGCCGGAUCCCGAAGCCGCCGUUGCCGCCUUGCGCAGCGCGGAGGAAGGCAGCUCAGCCCAGAGAACCAGCGAUCAAUACCGGGUGAGCCAGGACUUACCUGCCCGGUUCAACCACCCGGGAUGGUUUCGAGGUUACAGGAAACAGGCUGGCCGAGAAUGUCGGACCAGCUUCCAUGUCAGCCCUCAUGCCUUCUCCGAUCGUCUCAUCAAGUUCGGCAUGUACAGGAACUAUGGCAUCAACACCGUCAUGGAAAAAAGCUACGUGACCGGUCCCGACAACUUCAUCACUUUCCUGGAUACCCUCAACUUCCACCCCAGUUACCGAACUAAAGGACCUUCCCUUUCGGAGUAAGGGGCACCGGAAGACUUCCUGCUCUCCUUUAGCUUUUCACCAUUUUAAUGACCAGACUAAAAAAAAAAUGAUUCCUCGAUAUGAAGAAAUGUUUGCAAUGUUCCCCCUUCCUUGGAAAUUUCUUUUCAAAGGUGACCUGCAGCAACAGAGACUUCAAAAUGCUCCUACCGGAUCCUGGCUUGUAGCUUGCAAAAAAUCUUAGCCUCUUUCUUAAUAUGAUGAGCAUGUUAGAGCAACGUUACCUGCCUUAAACAUGUUGGGAAUGGUCCUGUC
Messenger RNA from Protobothrops mucrosquamatus (brown spotted pit viper), 659 nucleotides. RefSeq names its product chromosome unknown C9orf116 homolog (gene PIERCE1). The coding region runs from base 24 to 386 and encodes 120 amino acids. Gene Ontology annotation, cellular component: axonemal microtubule. Gene Ontology annotation, biological process: axoneme assembly. The record is from RefSeq and is a predicted model, not a curated record. Lineage: Eukaryota; Metazoa; Chordata; Lepidosauria; Squamata; Viperidae. The transcript has 3 exons.